Molecule: messenger RNA, 2766 nt
Organism: Hippoglossus stenolepis (Pacific halibut)
Lineage: Eukaryota; Metazoa; Chordata; Actinopteri; Pleuronectiformes; Pleuronectidae
Product: UDP-glucuronosyltransferase 2C1
Exons: 2
Coding region: 173-1777 (534 amino acids)
Molecular function (GO): UDP-glycosyltransferase activity
Source: RefSeq, a predicted model, not a curated record
CACACACACACACACACACACACACACAGAACAACCUCUCCUCCUUAUAUAACACAAUAAUCAGGUUUGGAGUUUGGAGCUUGGAUUUGUUCACAUACAGACGCUCGGCUUCACUCGACCAGGGAGGGUUCACAGUACAUUUCUGCAGUUUCAGGGAUUUUGGAGUUCAGUCAUGGAGAGCAUCCCAGGACUUUCUCUUCUCCUUCUGGUGGCGAGCGUGUCCAUCCUGACGAGUCCCAGCGUCCUCGGUGGAAAGAUCCUGGUGUUCCCGGUGGACGGCAGCCACUGGGUCAACAUGAACCUGCUGAUCCAGAGCCUCCACGCCCGAGGCCAUGAGGUGACCGUGGUCCGCACGACCACGAGCUGGUACAUCAAGGAAAGUGCUCCACAUUACCGCUCCAUCACCGUCACGCUGCCGGAGGCCAUCGGCACGGAGUACGAGGAAUUUUUUUCCGACCUCCUGAGCAAGAUGUUGUCUAUCAAGAAAGAGGGGCCGUCUCUAUUUGCAUUUGUGAAGUUUUACUGGGAAAUGCUCACCAAGCUGUCGAAAAUUCACCAACAGGCCAGCAUGUUGGUGGUAGAAAUAUUUGAGAAUAAGACUUUAAUGCAGAGCAUCCGCGAUACUCAGUUUGACAUGGUUCUUCUGGACCCAGGUUUGCCUGUCGGGGUUGUGGUGGCUCAUGAACUCAAGCUGCCGACUGUUUACAACGUGCGAUGGAUCACCAGUGGAGAAGGGCAUUUCGUGGUCGCUCCAUCACCAACAUCCUACGUCCCAGUUUCAGGACACGUCGUGUCGGACAAGAUGACGUUUGUGCAAAGAGUGAAAAAUUCCCUCCUCUACGUCCUGAACAAUUGCAUUGACAAGCUCAUCGUGAGCCCUCACUAUGACAUACUGGUGGACAGGUACUUUGGUCCAGAUGUAAACUUUUAUCAUCUGCUACAGGGAGCAGACAUCUGGCUCAUGAGGGUGGACUUUGUCUUUGAAUUCCCCCGACCCACCAUGCCCAACAUCGUCUACAUUGGUGGUUUUCAGUGCAAACCAUCUAAGCCUUUAUCAGCAGAGCUGGAGGAGUUUGUCCAGAGUUCAGGAGAGCAUGGCUUCAUCCUGAUGUCUCUGGGCACCCUGGUUAAAGGCCUGCCUGUAGAGAUCACCUCUGAAAUCGCUGCUGCCUUUGCCCAACUUCCUCAGAAGGUCAUAUGGAGGCAUGUCGGAGAGCCCCCAAAGAAUCUGGGGAACAAUACCCUUGUGGUGAAAUGGAUGCCCCAGAACGACCUCUUGGGACACCCGAAGGUUAGAGCCUUUGUGGCCCAUGGUGGUACGAACGGGAUCUACGAGUCCAUGUACCACGGCGUUCCGAUUGUAGGCAUUCCUCUUCUGUUUGACCAGCACGAGAACAUUUUGAGGUUGGAAACUCGAGGUGCCGCCAAGUCGGUCGAUACGAACACAAUCACGCAACAGAACUUUCUGGAAACAUUACAGGAGGUUCUUCACAAUCCCUCGUACAGAAACAACAUGGAGCGUCUCUCCGACCUUCAUCGGGACACACCGAUGCAUCCUCUGGAAACUGCUCUGUUCUGGAUUGAGUUCGUCAUGAGGCACGGAGGUGCUUCACAUCUACGCACUGAGUCCUAUAAGAUGCCCUGGUACGCACAUCAUUCUGUGGAUGUUAUAUGCUUAUUGUUAGCAAUUCUGUUGGUGCUGACGGCAACUGUAGUGGGAUCAAUACGUUUCCUGUGCUCUCGACUGUGCAGGAGGAGAAAACCCAAGCAGGAAUAGUAACAGACGUCAAAUAUUUCAAACGAUAAAGCUUUUAUAUACUUUACCCCAAGAAACCAACAGUUAACUGAUGAUUUUAGAUAAUUGCUGAUCCUCAUCUGAAAAGAAACUGAAUGGUCUUAGAGAUCUGGUCUGCACAUGGGAUUUAAUGACCGUAAAGAAAAUAUAUAAUAUCAGCAGGCUUAUCCUUCAAAUGAUUAAUCUUAGCCACAGACUGUAAUUAAAGAUGGCCGACACGUCUCCAGCUCCUCCCGAUGUACAAAAUGAAGCUAAGUUAUCCUGGACGCGGCCAUCUUGUGUUUCUGACGUUGUUUGGCAGGAAAGUCUGUGCAGAAGUGAUCGUGGUGGGGAGGCGUGGCAUCAAGGUUCCGCUGACACACACGCUCGACCAAUCACAAGUCAGUCUGGGCUGUCAAUCAUGACAUUUAUCGCAUGAAAUAACAAAAUCAAACUCAUCAGAAACAUGAACAUGGAGGAGGCAGGGUUUAUGACCCAGACUGCAGUUAGCCACCAGAGGGCGAUCAAAAUGAUUCGGCUUCACUUCUGGGGAGUUGUCAUGUCGUCCAUCUUUAUUUACAGUCGAUGAUUUUAACACAUGAAAUUGCACAAGAUGAAGCUGUGAAUAAAAAUGUGAAUAAGCUACAUUUCUGAAAUUGUAAAAUGUCGGUGGAUAAAUAUUUAUCCAUUUAAAAAAAAAAAAAUAGCUAUCAACAUUUCAAAAUCAAUUCUUCUAUUUUCUUUAUUGUUUGUUAUUAUCACUUGAAUAAUGAAAAAUCAUUUGUAUAAUUUUUUACUAAAUGAAAAUAAAAAAGUAAGAGAGGACACUUUUUUUUAAACGUGCAUUAUUGUUAUAUUAAAACUCAGAUUUGAAUAUAUAUGAAUAAUUAUGUUAGAAAAUGAUUGCAUCAUAGAUACUUUCCGACAAUUUUCUCCCGUGUACAGAGAAAUAUAUGAAAUGAGAAAUAAAAAUGUUGGUGGACGAGCUAAAA